This is a messenger RNA of Pungitius pungitius (ninespine stickleback), 1210 nucleotides long. RefSeq names its product proline-rich transmembrane protein 1-like. The transcript has 3 exons. Gene Ontology annotation, cellular component: membrane. NCBI's taxonomy places the organism in Eukaryota, Metazoa, Chordata, Actinopteri, Perciformes, Gasterosteidae. Bases 195 to 698 code for a protein of 167 amino acids. The record is from RefSeq and is a predicted model, not a curated record.
GACUUGACACUGAGGAGAAAUCAUAUAAAAUCUCAGACAGAACUUCGACAAUUCACUUUGUGGCUGCUGCAGUUAUAUUAUAUUAUAUCGUUAAAUUCAUUGAAGAAGAAUACUUGGCAGAUCGAACUUUUUGCCGCUAAAUAAUUCAAGAAAAUCUUUCAAUCCGACGGUGAAAAGGGAGACGCUUUAGAAUUAUGGACCCCAGUAAGUCAGCGACGGCUCCUCCACCUGAGUGGGCUGGCGAGAAGUCCACCAUGGGACAUAUGCCCCCUCCGCCCUACCAGGACAACGCGAUCAUGGGGUACCCUCAGCCCGUCAUGGGAUACCCCCCACAGCCACAGGGCUAUGGAGCUCCGCCGCAGUAUGGUGGUGCCUUUGGGCCGCAGCAGCAGUACCCCGGAGGCCAGCAAACCACCGUCACAGUCCAGCCCACCGUCUACGUGACCCGAGGCCCGCUGGCUGUCCCAGUGAACGACUACUUGUGCUACUCCAUCUUCACCCUGCUGUGCUGCUGCCUGCCUCUCGGAAUUGCCGCCCUCAUCUACUCCAUCUCUGCCCGUGAAGCGAACCACGCCGGGGACCAGGCUUCGGCGGAGCGGAGCAGCAGGAUGUCCAAGAUACUGAACCACGUGGGUCUGGGACUCGGCAUCGGGUUCAUCGUCCUUUGCAUUGUUUACGCUGUGGUUUUGGCAAAUUAGUCGCAUAUCGGCUUCAUCAUCUUUAUUAUAUUUCUAGUACCAGUACAUAGACCACGCGGGAAACAUUCCUGGUCACCAGGAAGAGUUUUUUAGCUAAAAACUUGUAACCCCGGGCCCUGCCUGGUUGCCAGAAAGUUAUUGAUAUAUAACCAACAAUUUAUGGCCGUUUUAGAGUGUAACCAGUACAACCUUCCAAAGAUUCAUGUUUCUUCCACCUUCCUUGCUUUGUAUGUUAUCACACGUCAAACAUAUCUAUAUGCAAAAAUAUUUUGCCAACUUUGAUGGCUUAAAAGGUCGCAGUUUUUCACAAAUUAUAGUAUUAUUAAGGGUUUUAUAUUUUGCGUUUGAGCAGACUUUAAUGGAACUGUUGGCUGCAAAAUAAAAUUGUGUGUUGUUUGUCAUGCAAUGUCUUUAUGUUCUUUUAUUAGAAAAGUACGAUUCACUGUGUACCAGAUUUCUUUACAAAAUAAAGUGAAUAUAUUGAGAGGAAACAAACAUUUGUGCUGUCUACU